GCCCGCCCGCGCGCCUCUCACCCCACCGCGGCCCGCUCGGCCCGCCCUCCCGCAGCCUCCGCCCCCGGCACGAGGGCCCCCGGGGCGUCCUCGCCGCACGCUGACUUGGCUCGGGCUGCUCUGCCGGCCGCACUUCCCGCCCUCGCCUGGGUCCGCGCGGCCGCCGCUCACCGCCCUCUCCGCCGCGCUCCGCUGCCGCUCCACCGCUGCCAGCCGCGCGUCCUCGCGGGGCCCCGCCGCCUUCCCUCCGGCCGCCCGGACGCUGUCGCCUCGCUGUGCCGUCCAGCCGCCCGGCUCUUGAGACCCCGCGCGCUCGGCGAACGCACAGGCGCCGCCAUCCCCGCCGUCGCCACGGCCAACUCGGGUGCCACGCGCCACCGCCGGCGCCGCGCCACCAGCGCCGCCACCAGCGCCGCCACCGCCACCAGCCAGCCGCCCACCAUGGCCCCGCAGCCCACAGGUAGCAGGAAGCGGAGAGCGCCGUCGGAACCAGGGUUGGCUGGGGCGGACGGAGAGGGGCGCCUGCUGCCCAAGAAGCAGAGGGUACCUGCGACGCGUCACUCGCUGGUGCACUACCUGAAGGAGCGAGAGGUGGGGGCGCGGGAGCGCGCGGUGCUCUCGGGCUUCGAGGGCGAGUUGAGCAGCCACGCGGUGCGGAGCCUGCCCGAGUUGCUGAAGGAGAAGCCGGUGGUCCUGGGCACACUCAAUAAAGUGUUCGCAUCAAAGUGGCUGAAUGCCAGGCAGGUGGUGUGCGGCACCAAGUGCAACACGCUCUUCGUGGUGGACGUGCACUCGGGCCACAUGACGCGCCUCCCGCUGUUGCGGGACAUGAUGCCAGAGCUGACCCCGGCUCAGCAGAACUGUGGCAUCCAUGCCAUUGAACUGAACCCCUCUAAGACACUUUUGGCCACAGGGGGCGAGAACCCCAAUAGCCUGGCCAUCUAUCAGCUGCCAACCCUGGACCCUGUGUGCCUGGGCGACCAAGAAGGCCACAGGGACUGGAUCUUUGCUAUUGCCUGGAUAAGUGACACUGUGCUUGUGACUGGUUCCCGUGAUGGCACGGUGGCUCUGUGGCGGUUGGAUCCUAAAAUGCUAAAUGAUUGUGUUGCAAGGAACAAGCACCGGGGCCUUCCCAUGUACUCCCACAUCUUCCCAAGGGACAUGGAAGCCAUCCCUAGGGCCAGCAUUAACCCCGGGAACCGCAAGGUGCGUGCCCUGGCCUUCAGUCGCAGGAACGAGGAGCUGGGAUCCGUUUCCCUGGAUGGCUAUUUCCACCUGUGGAAGCCUCGCAACUUCCUCUCCAGGCUGCUGUCCAUCCGGCUGCCCUACUUCCGAGAAAACGUGUGCCUGACCUACUGCGAUGAGUUGUCUCUGUAUGCUGUUGGCUCACAAGCCCACGUCUCCUUUGUGGACCCGCGCCAGGCACACCACAACAUCCGACCUCUGUGCUCACGGGAAGGUGGUACCGGAGUGCGUUCCCUGAGCUUCUACCAGCACAUCAUCACCGUGGGGACGGGCCAUGGCUCCCUGCUCUUCUAUGAUGUCCGAGCUCAGAAGUUCCUGGAGGAGCGAGAGAAGGUUGUGCUGAAUUCCUCUCCAGGCACUGCUCGGAAGAAGCUCAAGCUCACCUGCGGCAGAGGCUGGCUCAAGCACGAUGGCCCCUGGGUCAAUUACUAUGGUGGGGUGGAUGAAUUCCCCAAUGCGCUCUACACCCACUGCUACAACUGGCCGGAGAUGAAGCUCUUCGUGGCUGGGGGGCCUCUCCCUUCUGGUCUCCAUGGGAACUAUGCGGGACUGUGGAGCUAAGGAUGGCCGCGUAAAGUACACAGAUUUGCUUUUCAGAUAUGUUUCUUUCCUCAAUUUACCUUUGUGCUUUUACUGCUGUGUGGCUUUAUUCUUGCACAUGGAGUGCGUUUGAGCUUUCCUGUGCUUGGUGUGUAAUUAGGCAGAGAGAGAGCAAGAGAAGAGAAAAGGGUUGGGGGGCAGAGGAGAAUCAGUGAUAACACUCUCCUAAGCAAACAAAUCUUGGCUUUAAAGAUUCUGCCGCCUAACCCAAUAGUGCUGUUUCUGUCUUCUAAAAGAAUGAUGUUAUCUAAAACCUUAAUUAUGUUCUUUGAGUGAUUUAGUUAAGGUCUUGCUUUAAGAUUAUGUACUAAUGUUCCUCAUUCGAAUUUGAUACUUAACUUUUUACUGAUAUUUUAAUAUUCAAUAGUAUAUUCAGAUAUUGUUCACAAUAUAGAUGUAUGGCAUUUAGGGAGACUCCUGAAAAGUGUCUUUGGAGCAGAUUUGAGGAACUGUCCAUCAUUUGAAAUCCUGCAUCAAUUUGAAACUGCAAUUGAAGUUCUACAUUGACUGCAUUUGAGGACUUGGCUCAUUUGGGUGUGGGAAUGUGAAUGUAUGUUGAUUGUGUAUCAUUAGUGGAUAUAAUUCUUGGAAAAUUCGUUGUUUUUGUUGUGAAAUGUUAUAAUGCUCAUACUAUUAGUGCAUACAUUACUAUUGUUUAACACUUUCAGU
Molecule: messenger RNA, 2514 nt
Organism: Ochotona princeps (American pika)
Lineage: Eukaryota; Metazoa; Chordata; Mammalia; Lagomorpha; Ochotonidae
Product: DDB1- and CUL4-associated factor 12-like protein 2
Exons: 1
Coding region: 442-1806 (454 amino acids)
Cellular component (GO): Cul4-RING E3 ubiquitin ligase complex
Molecular function (GO): protein binding
Source: RefSeq, a predicted model, not a curated record